AUGUACGUAGCCGACGCUUCCGACUUUUCCGCUAUCAUGUGGGCACCAUCCGAGAAGAAAGAAACUACAUUCCCUGAGGCGGAAGAAGCUUCCUUGGAGCAAGAGCAGAUGGCACAGACCACAGAGCGUGCCCAAGAUCCCCUCUCCUUUUUUAAGGACCCAUUGUGCCUGGAUGCAGGAACAGGCAGUGAAGAGAUGCUGGUGAGCCGACGUCUUUCCGGAGGUGUGGAAACGGCUGCUGCCCCUCCAGUCCAGAGAACCCACACAGGGGAGAAACCUUUUGAAUAUUCAGUGUGUGGAAAGAGAUGCACUGUGAGUGCGAAUCUUGAAAAGCAUCUGACAACCCACACAGGGAAGAAAUCUUUCAAAGAUUCAGCGUGCAGAAAGAGGUUCAGUCAGGGUGCCCACCUUAAACAGCAUCAGAGAACCCACACAGGGGAGAAACCUUUUGAAUGCUCAGAAUGUGGAAAGAGAUUCAGUCGAAGCGGCAGUCUUCAACAGCAUCAGAGAACCCACACAGGGGAGAAACCAUUUGAAUGCUCAGAGUGUGGAAAGAGAUUCAGUCAGAGUUGCAACCUUCAACUGCACCAGAGAACCCACACAGGGGAGAAACCUUUUGAAUGCUCGGAGUGUGGAAAGAGAUUCAGUCUGAGUGGUAAUCUUCAGAAGCACCAAAGAACCCACACAGGGGAGAAACCUUUUGAAUGCUCAGAGUGUGGAAAGAGAUUCAGUAAGAAUAGCAGUCUUCAAUAUCAUCGAAGACUCCACACAGGGGAGAAACCAUUUGAAUGCUCAGAGUGUGGAAAGAGAUUCUGUGAGAGUUGGACUCUUCACAAGCAUCAGACAACCCUCACCGGGGAGAAACCUUUUGAAUGCUCAGAUUGCGGAAAGAGAUUCAGUGAGAGUGGCACUCUUCAGAAGCACCGAAGAACGCACACAGGGGAGAAACCUUUUGAAUGCUCAGAGUGUGGAAAGAGAUUCAGUCAGAGCGGCCAUCUUCAAAAACACCAGAGAGCCCACACAGGGGAGAAACCUUUUGAAUGCUCAGAUUGCGGAAAGAGAUUCAGUGAGAGUGGCACUCUUCAGAAGCACCGAAGAACGCACACAGGGGAGAAACCUUUUGAAUGCUCAGAGUGUGGAAAGAGAUUUAGUAGGAGUGGCAAUCUUCAAAUACAUCGAAGAACCCACACAGGGGAGAAACCUUUUGAAUGCUCAGAGUGUGGAAAGAGAUUCAAUCAUAGUGGCACUCUUAAAAUACAUCGAAGAACCCACACAGGGGAGAAACCUUUUGAAUGCCCAGAGUGUGGAAAGAGAUUUAGUUGGAGUGGCAGUCUUCAAAUACAUCGAAGAACCCACACAGGGGAGAAACCUUUUGAAUGCUCAGAGUGUGGAAAGAGAUUCCGUGAGAGUGGCCAUCUUCAACAGCACCAAAGAACCCACACAGGGGAGAAACCUUUUGAAUGCUCAGAGUGUGGAAAGAGAUUCAAACAUAGUGGCACUCUUCAACAACAUCAGAGAACCCACACAGGGGAGAAACCUUUUGAAUGCCCAGAGUGUGGAAAGAGAUUUAGUAGGAGUGGCAGUCUUCAUAAGCACCAAAGAACCCACACAGGGGAGAAACCUUUUGAAUGCUCAGCGUGUGGAAAGAGAUUCAGUCAGAGGGGCACUCUUCAACUGCACCAAAGAACCCACACAGGGGAGAAACCUUUUGAAUGCCCAGAGUGUGGAAAGAGAUUUAGUAGGAGUGGCAAUCUUCAAAUACAUCGAAGAACCCACACAGGGGAGAAACCUUUUGAAUGCUCAGAGUGUGGAAAGAGAUUCUGUGAGAGUGGCCAUCUUCACCAGCACCAAAGAACCCACACAGGGGAGAAACCUAUUGGAUCAGAGGAUAAUCAGAGGAAUGAGAAAGGUGAAGUAUUUCAUCAGCAAAUGCCAGAUAGAGUUAAAAAUGAAGACCUGAAAGAAAACGUUAUGAAUCAAGGCACACCGAAGACAAAGAAAGUCGGCCAAGUGACUGAGAUUCAAGAUGGAAGAAAGUGUAAUGUACAUUUUCAAAUGCACGAGAUAACGAAGGCAAGUAAAUCCAUUCAUUGUGGAAAGUCCUUCAGAAAUAGAUCACCGCUCUUUGUGCACCAAAGAAUACAUAGAGGUGAGCAAACUUUUGAAUGCUCAGUGUGUGGAAAGAAAUUCAGUAGGAGUGGCAAUCUUCAACAGCACCAAAGAGCUCACACAGGGGAAAAACCUUUUGAAUGCUCAGAGUGUGGAAAGAGAUUCAGUCAAAGUGGCCAUCUUCAACUGCACCAAAGAACCCACACAGGGGAGAAACCUUUUGAAUGUUCAGUGUGUAGAAAAAGAUUCAGUACGAGUGGCAGUCUUCAAAUACACCUAAGAAUCCACACAGGGGAAAAACCUUUUGAAUGCUCAGUGUGUGGAAAGAGAUUCGGUACAAGUAGCAAUCUUCAUCUGCAUCAAAGAACCCACACAGGGGAGAAACCUUUUGAAUGCUCAGAGUGUACUAAAAGAUUCAGUACGAGUGGCAGUCUUCAAAUACACCGAAGAACUCACACAGGGGAGAAAACUUUUCAAUGCUCAGAGUGUGCAAAAAGAUUCAGCACGAGUAGCAAUCUUCAUCUCCAUCAAAGAAUCCACACAGGGGAGAAACCUUUUCAGUGCUCAGAGUGUGGAAAGAGAUUCAGUUACAGUAGCACUCUUCAGAAGCAUCAAAGAACCCACACAGGGGAGAAACCUUUUGUAUGCUCAGUGUGUGGAAACAGAUUCAGUCAGACUGGCCUUCUUGAACGACAUCAAAGAACCCACACAGGGGAGAAACCUUUUGAAUGUUCAGAGUGUGGAAAGAGAUUCAGUUUGAGUGGCAAUCUUCAAAAGCAUUUGAGAAUCCACACGGGGGAGAAACCUUUUGAAUGUUCAGAGUGUGGAAAGAAAUUCAGUUUGAGUGGCAAUCUUCAAAAGCAUCUGAGAAUCCACACGGGAGAGAAACCUUUUGAAUGCUCAGAGUGUGGAAAAAAAUUCAGGUGUAGUGACUCUCUUCUAGAGCAUUUAAGAACCCACACAGGGGAGAAACCCUUUGAAUGCUCAGAGUGUGGAAAGCGAUUCAGUCGGAGUGGCCAUCUUCUAGAACAUCUAAGAACCCACACAGGGGAGAAACCUUUUGAAUGCUCAGUGUGUGGAAAGAGAUUCAGGCUGAGUGGCCAUCUUCAGCAGCACCAAAGAACCCACACAGGAGAGAAUCCUUUUGAAUGCUCAGAGUGUGGAAAGAGCUUCAGGAUGAGUGGCCAGCUUCUAAAGCAUCUAAGAACCCACACUGGGGAAAAACCUUUUGAAUGUUCAGAGUGUGGAAAGCGAUUCAGUUGGAGUGGCGAUCUUCAAAAGCAUCUGAGCACUCACACAGGGGAGAAACCUUUUGAAUGCUCAGAAUGUGGGAAGAGAUUCAAGUUGAGUGGCCAUCUUCUAGAGCAUCUAAGAACCCACACAGGGGAAAAACCUUUUGGUUGCUCAGAGUGUGGAAAGAGAUUCAGUCAGAGUGGCAGUCUUCACAAGCAUUUGAGAACCCACAGAGAGGAAAAACCUUUUGGAUGUUCAAUGUGUGGAAAGAGAUUCGGCGAGAAGGGGAAUCUUCACAAGCAUCAGAGAACCCACACAGGGGAGAAACCUUUUGAAUUCUCAGAGAAUGGGAAGACAUUCAGUAACACUCUUAGUCUUCAGCAGCACCAAAGAACUCACACAGAGGAAAACUUUUUGAAUAUUCAUAGUGUGGAGAGAGAUUCAGUUGGAGUGGCAGUCUUCAAAAGCAUCUGA
Messenger RNA from Gekko japonicus, 3816 nucleotides. Its product is annotated as zinc finger protein 208-like. The transcript is spliced from 5 exons. Gene Ontology annotation, molecular function: DNA-binding transcription factor activity; RNA polymerase II cis-regulatory region sequence-specific DNA binding. Gene Ontology annotation, biological process: regulation of transcription by RNA polymerase II. Bases 1 to 3816 code for a protein of 1271 amino acids. The record is from RefSeq and is a predicted model, not a curated record. NCBI's taxonomy places the organism in Eukaryota, Metazoa, Chordata, Lepidosauria, Squamata, Gekkonidae.